Molecule: messenger RNA, 360 nt
Organism: Perkinsus marinus ATCC 50983
Lineage: Eukaryota; Perkinsozoa; Perkinsida; Perkinsidae
Exons: 1
Coding region: 1-360 (119 amino acids)
Source: RefSeq, a predicted model, not a curated record
AUGUAUCCCAUUAUAACAAUUAUCGUCCUUGCGAGCUCCGGCACUGGUCAACUCGACUGGAGUAGCAUCACUCUGGAUCCCCCAGUGGGUAUGGCUCCAGCCGGCGAUCAGCUGGACCUAAGCGGGAUAGUCCUCGACCCCCCAGUGGAACCGACGACUGCCGGGAGCCCGAUUGAUUGGAGCGGUAUCACUAUUGAGCCUCCAAUCGAUCCGGCGACCGGCGGAAGCCAGGUGAACUGGAGUGGUGUCAGCUUGGAGGCUCCCGUGAGCACGACCACUGGGGGCAAUCCGGACUGGUCCAACGACACUCCUGAAGACCAGGGGAGUACAGCGACGGAGCAGCCGAACAAUAAUAAGUAA